This is a messenger RNA of Pistacia vera, 534 nucleotides long. RefSeq lists its product as uncharacterized. The record is from RefSeq and is a predicted model, not a curated record. Lineage: Eukaryota; Viridiplantae; Streptophyta; Magnoliopsida; Sapindales; Anacardiaceae. The transcript has a single exon. The coding region runs from base 1 to 534 and encodes 177 amino acids.
AUGCCUAAACCCACAACUAUAAGCAGUGGGAGGAGCUGGUUCAAGUACUUCCAGUAUGAAGAAGGCAGGGACUCGCCAGCUGAAGCCCGAAAUGUGAUCCUGGUGGUGGUCACUCUCAUUGCAGCAGUGACUUUUCAAGCUGGGGUGAAUAUUCCUGGUGGUGUUUGGCAAGAUGAAGAUGAUGGACAUGCUCCAGGGUGGGCAAUUUUUGCGAGUCGAACACGACCGUACCACGUUUUUCUAAUAUCAAACAGCAUAGCUCUUUCUACAUCCAUACUUGUAAUUGCAUCACUUACCUAUAGGUUUCCUUUCCAUUUCGAGAUAUGGGUUGCUACUGCUGCAAUGUUGGUAACCUACGCUUCCACUCUUUAUGCUGUUACGCCUGAUGAUUCUGUGAAUCUUAUAUACGUCUUGGUUGCUUCUGCUCUGCCUUUUGUGAUUCGUUGUUUAAUCCACUUAUUCAAUAAGUGUAUCACUAUAUUCAAGUCCAAAAGUAACAUUCGUACUGGUGAGGCACAGACACCAUCUCCUUAA